UUUUUCUUUUUUAAAGUAUGGUUGCCGUGCCGAAAAGCAGCUGAUGUAAUAUCGUCAAGCUUCGUUUGCACUCGCCCCGGCUUUUUACAAAAAUAAAAAUAGUACGGUUUACUUUUUACUGUGUCGAGUGGAAAACAAACCGUACCGCGUGCAAAUCAAAUGUCUUACAGUAAAUCUUACUGAAAUCCUAGUUUAACUUAAGAUUUUCUCAGCAAUACCAAAUCAACUGAUUCUAACCGAGUUUUGUCCCUUUCUGGAGAUUUGCCAGAGGAAAAGCCUUGAUUGUCAACAAAGAAGCUCUAAAACAGUAACAUUUGGGCACCAGUGGUGAUGACAUUCUCAUCCUAACAAAAGUAUUGUGUUGAUUUGUGAAGGACAGCUAUCUAUACAUAAGGGGAGAUAAGUUAUUGCCUGAAACAUUAUAAUCUUCAUACUGUUGCCAAGAUAUUUCUGUGGUUUCAGUUUUACUGUGAUAAUUAUAAAACUACCACAGGUUUGGUAUUUGUAAAAAAAAAAAAGAACAUUUAAACCGAAACAAACGUUUACCUAACCGUGACAAAAGAUGGGGCGCUACAGCGGCAAGACCUGCCGCCUGAGCACAAUGCUGACCCUGACCGCGGGAUUUUUCCUGGUGGAGAUUAUAGUCGGGUACAUGACCAACUCCAUUGCUCUUGUGGCGGAUUCCUUUCACAUGCUUUCAGAUGUCGUGGCUCUCAUAGUAGGAUUUGCUUCAGUCAGGAUAUCAAAAUGGCCUUCCAAAAGAAACACUUAUGGCUGGGUGAGGGCUGAGAUUCUUGGUGCUCUGGUUAAUGCCGUCUUCCUUUUGGCUCUGUGUUUCUCCAUUCUGGUGGAAGCCUUGAAGAGGUUGGUGGAGGUGGAGAAGGUGGACAACCCCAAACUGCUUCUUAUAGUAGGGGCAGUGGGAUUGGCUGUGAAUAUCUUUGGGCUUUUCUUGUUUGGAGCUCAUGGACAUUCUCAUGGAGGUGGAAGCAGCCAUUCACACGGGGGUCACGGCCACUCACACGGAGGUCACGGCCAUGCACACGGGAGUCCCAAAGAAGGCCACAACGCCAACUACAAGGAUGUGCCUAAUGGGAAAGCCGCUGCUAUGGAGAACGAGUCCCUGGUCCAGACGGAUAAAAUUUCUUCAGUGUCGUCAGUGGACGACAAGGAGAUAUAUGUCUCCCAGGCUUCUAAUAUUACCAUAGAGAUUAAGAAGCCACAGUUAGCAUCCUCAAAUCAGCUGAAUAUGCGUGGUGUGUUCCUCCAUGUGCUUGGUGACGCUCUUGGCUCUGUGGUGGUUGUGGUUUCUGCACUGGUUAUAUGGUUUGCUGAUGGGGACUGGAGAUACUAUGUUGAUCCUUCCAUGAGCAUCAUGAUGGUGAUCAUUAUUCUAAGCACUACCAUUCCUUUGUUGAAGGAAUCUGCUUUCAUCCUUCUCCAAACUGUUCCAUCCCAUGUCAAUGUGGAAAGGAUUAUUCAAGAGUUGGAGCAGAUGGAUGGCAUAUACGGGGUGCACGAGUGCCAUAUCUGGCAGCUGGCAGGGAACCGUAUUGUGGCAUCAGCACAUAUUCGGUGCCAUGGCAUAGAGGAGUACAUGACACUGGCUGCCAAGAUCAAAUCACUUUUCCACAAAGCUGGCAUCCACUCCACAACAAUCCAGCCAGAGUUUAUUGAUUGGCGUGAUGCCAACUCUGACCACCAGCCCUGUGCCAUUCUCUGCGAGGCCUCAGGCGAGAUGUGUAAAACAGACACGUGCUGCGGCGACCGCAAGAGCCGCAUGAACAAAUCCAACCAAAACGCUGUCGAGUCUGUCGUCAUUGGAGACGUCAGCAACGCCCACAUGCCCAACGCCAACAACUCCAACACGAGAAACCAGACAAACUUCACCUUCUCUAGUCACCGAAGCCUGGACAUGAAAUUCAGCCCCGAUGGGGACGAAGUAGUCCUUGAGAUGUCUGUGUAUGAAUCGCCGGACGACAGGCCAACGCCUACAGAAGAUGGAGCCGCCCACUCCAAGGUCCCAGGUACCGUUACCAUGUCUGAAAAUGGAGCUUUACUAGAGUCCCCCAUAUCUGGCCGUGAUCACCAUUCCUGAGUCAGUAACGUUGUUUAAACUAUUUCUUAAAGUGGUUUCAAGAAUCCAAACACGCGUAAAUUUUGUCAAAUAUUUCAUUUGGAUUGCUUUGAUUGCGGAGCCUGGAUCCGACAUGCUUUUUAAAAAAAAAUAUUGUGGCAGCUCGUUUGUUGUUCAAAACGUCUACAAUAUGAUUUCAAUCAAACUCAUUGUCUAUUUUGUAAAAUUUCCAAGAAAUGUAUUGAUGACUUUGGUCAUCAGGAGCCAGUAUGUGUCCUUAAACCAGAUGGUUUUAUCAUAAAAAAGUGGGAUAUGCAAGACUGAUGACUCAACUGAUUAGUUUUAUCUCAUUACAACUAUUUAGCAGUAUCAGUUUGUUUUUAAACUAGGUUAGAUGUAUGAACCAUUGUUUAGCAUUAUCAAUUAGUAUUUGAACAAGGGUAGUGGUAACUGCAAUGGAUUAGCAUUAUCAAUUAGUUUUAGAAAAAUGGUAGUGGUGCCUGCAAUGGAUUAGCCUUAUCAAUUAGUAUUUGAACAAGGGAAUUAGACAGUCUGUGAGCUAGGUAAUCAGUGCAUUUAAAAUUGAUUAUGUCGCUUGCCUAUCUGUGUAUGCUUUGUGCGUCUGACAGUCAUCCAAAGAUUGCCUUACCACAUUCUAUCAUGUUCACCAGUUGUGUUGAAUGGACUCCACAUAAUUUCUUUCUUCCUAGUGGUGGGGCGGGGCUUAAUGAAUGUUUUGUGUUUGUUUUGUUUAAUUAUUUAAAAAAAACCCAACUAUUCACUAAAAAUGUAUUUUUAUUGCGGUACGUUAGAAAAACUUGUGUUUUAUAUCCAACCAGUAUUAGUACACAAUGUGUGAACUACUCUAAUCAAACUAUUUAUAAUUUUAGUUUUAAUAACUAAUGUGAAACACUAACAUGGAAAAUUUUUAAAAGAUGUUUUUUUAAAAAAAAAUAUCUUAGCCCAACUUAGCCAAACCAUAUUUACUUUUGAAUAAUUUUAAAUGCAGUUUGUUUUUAGAUAGCAUUUAAUUGGGGUACAAAAUUCCCUCUAUAUGUAGUGCUAUGAAGCUGUAUCAACCAUUUCAUAAAAACUACUUAGAAUCCAUGACCAUGUCUUGUAUUCAUGUGGCCAGUGUUCUGUUGGUUUUAAUACUAAUUUCAUAGUUGAUUAUUAUUUUAUUGACCCGCGCAUGGAAGGUUUUAGAAAUUUGUUUUUGUUGUUACACCGUGUGAAAUGAAGCAGAAAGAAUUGUUUAUAACAUCACUGUGUGUAUAUUUGUUGCUAGUGAUUUUAACCUUAUUUAUGACUUAUACUGUGUUUCUAGUUUAAAAAAAAGAAUUUCUUUAUACAAAUUCGUAAUUUCAGAAAUAAAUUUUAUACAUUUUUAUACAAUUUGUCUUUUUUUCUUCACAUUAAUUUAUUACAUAAAUUUUUGCGUUGUCUUGUUUUUUAAAUUUUAUGUUGCUUGCAUUCCAUGAUUUAGGCAGAUACUAACUCAGAACAAUUAAAACAUGUUUCCUGUGAAUAAAUUGCUUGGAUUAAUGGCCUCUGUCGUGCAUUAAAUGGCAGAUUCAUAAACUCAACAUCUUUAAUUUUUAUGUUUCAUUUUUUUAAAGAUUACUGUGUCUCUUCAUUUCUAUAAUGUGUGAAUUUCAUUGUUUACAUGUGUUUUGAUUAAAAGAAUCCUUAACAGAAUUUGACGCAACAUGAAAAUAUUUGAGUUGUUCAACUUUAUAGUUAUAUACAAUUAAGACCAAUACAUCUAAAAUAUUUAUUAUGGCAUUUUGCUUUCUGUAUUCCAUGAAUUUAAAAGAUUCUUGAUCUGAAAGUAAAAAUUCUGUGCAUUCUAAAAAUUAUGAUUGAUUAAAGUUAAAGAUUUGUUUUUUUCAUAAUACAAAAUCAAGUCAAAUAAUUUUUGUUUGCUAAGAAACUAAACAUAGUUUUAUCCUUUAUGCCAUCACAAGUAAGUAGAAAAACAUAUACCUUAAAAAUUCUUAAUUAAAAAAAAUUAAGUAAACUAAUCAGUAGUUUUUCAUCUUUGUUGUACUUGUAAACAAUACAUUCAUUAUAAAGUGUUUUAAAAACCUGAGCUGUAUAACAAUGCAUGUGUGAAACACUCAAUAUGAUAAAUAUUGCAUUAGAUAAUGAAAUCAGAGGUAAAUGAAUGUUGAAGUUAGGGGUAGUGGGCAGAAGACAUACAACAUACUGGGUGCAGGUAACUCCUCAUUGUAAUUUGUAACUACCAUAGUGGUCCCCCCUUUACAUAUUAUCAAAAGAUCUUUGUACUUAGUCUAAACACUAUGCAUACAAACUUUCCAAAUAAAUGAUACUUAAAUUAAUUCUAACAAUAGCUUGAGUUAUGAUGAAGUUAAAUUUUGUACAGCAAUUGACAAUGUAAUGAAUAAGAAACAAAUAAAAAUAACUAAUCAUUAAAACAAUGUUAUUUGUUUUUUAUUGUUUAUGUCUACAUAGUACAUGUGUGUACAUUUAAACUCAUAUAAUUCAAUUGUCUUUACAAUUUAUAAAUAUUCACUCUUCUCACUGUUUAUUUGUGCAGCCUGUUGUUAAUUUACAAUGUUGUUUUUUUUUGUUUUUUUUUUUAAACAAUCAGAUUUUUAAAAAUUAUUCAAAGAAGAAAAACCUUUACUUAAGUAACUAAGCCCAGUCCCAUUUUAUUAGCUUAAUGAAGUAUUUUACACUUUUUAUUUAUCAGUUACACUGAUUCUUUGUUUGCAGUCAUAUUCUUCUUCUGAAUUGUCAAUUCUGUUAGGAUUAUUUUUUUAAAACUUUGUUUAACAGGAUUGUUACUUUGUAAAAAUUUACAAUUUACAAAGCUUAUCUGUGAGAAAUCCAAAAAAAAAAAUGGAAAAUUCUGUAAUUCAUCAUACCUAUUCAACUUCAAUUAUAUAAUUUGUAUGUAAUAUAAAAGUAUGUUUCCAUAUUUGUUUGUAUUUUUGUUUGUUUGCUAUACAAAACUAUUUAUAGUAUAAAUAAGUUUCGUUUUACCUCCCCUUAUGGAUUUCAUUGAAAACUGGUGCAAAUUUUUAUUCCAGAAACUUUCAAAAUAAAUCGCUGAAACAAUUUGAAA
Molecule: messenger RNA, 5168 nt
Organism: Physella acuta
Lineage: Eukaryota; Metazoa; Mollusca; Gastropoda; Physidae
Biological process (GO): detoxification of zinc ion; zinc ion transmembrane transport; intracellular zinc ion homeostasis
Cellular component (GO): membrane
Molecular function (GO): zinc ion transmembrane transporter activity
Source: RefSeq, a predicted model, not a curated record